Messenger RNA from Pelmatolapia mariae (spotted tilapia), 3751 nucleotides. RefSeq names its product interferon-induced, double-stranded RNA-activated protein kinase-like. The transcript has 15 exons. The coding region runs from base 257 to 2059 and encodes 600 amino acids. Lineage: Eukaryota; Metazoa; Chordata; Actinopteri; Cichliformes; Cichlidae. The record is from RefSeq and is a predicted model, not a curated record. Gene Ontology annotation, molecular function: eukaryotic translation initiation factor 2alpha kinase activity; ATP binding. Gene Ontology annotation, biological process: protein phosphorylation. Gene Ontology annotation, cellular component: cytoplasm; nucleus.
UCGCUAAUGUGCGACAGCGGUUUCCAGAUAUGUGGAGUUGAAUUGCAGAUGCCCAGUUUAGGUUUCGACUGCUCUGUUACCACGUAGGGGAGGACGAGGAAACCGAAACUUACCGAUGCCUAAAGUCAGCUGAAUCGAAACAAACAAGGGACAUACGCGGAUAUACCCGGAGAAAGAAGAUGGAAGUGAGGACGGGAGCAGUAGUGUGAGCUUUGUGUGCUCUCACCGGGAUUUUAUUACAUUUGCCGAGUCAUUAAUGAUGGCAACUAAAAACUACGUAGCUGAACUAAACGAGUAUGCGCAGAGAAAUCGCUUGAAGCUGAAGUAUGAUUACCUUGGCUCUGACGGCCCAGACCAUAAUAAAGUAUUCAGCCAGAAGGCGAUCAUAGAUGGUAAAGACUACCCCAAAGGUGUGGGGAAGACCAAAAAAGAUGCGAAGCUUAAAGCAGCUGAAAACGCUCUGAGGUGCCUGCUGGAUGGUAUAUGUCAGGACUUGACAGAAAAUGCAGCAGAAGCUUCUACACCAGCUGAGACAGAUAUCAACUUCAUAUGCUGGCUCAAUGAGUAUGGCCAGAGAAACAGGUUGACUAUAAAACCUAUGGAGACAGCAAGACCUGGACCAAAUAAUGCUAUCCCGUGGUGUAGCUUCAUGGUUGGUGAUAAGGAGUACCCAGCAGUCUCUGGGAAAACGGCAAGAGAAGCUAAGGAGGAAGCAGCCAAGCUCGUAUAUGACAUAAUAAAUGGCAACAAAACUACAGAUACUGCAGAUGAGAAUCACAGCAAUGGAUCAGGUCAACAAAGUGAGGACUUGAGUGAGAAUGCUUUUGAUCUGUGUACUACAACAAAAAACCUGACUGUGAACUCUAAAGACCCCAGCUUAAUGGAGACAAAUUACAUAGGACUUGUCAAUGACUACUGUCAGAGAGAAAACUGCUCCUAUAAAUUUGUUGAUGAGGAAAUAUGUGGCACACCUGAUAAACGUCAAUUUUUCUACAAAUUACUGAUUAACAACAAGCAAUAUCCUGUGGGGAAGGGUAAGAGUAUCAAGGAAGCCAGACAAAGUGCAGCACGACAGGCCUGGUUUGUUCUUCAGGAGCAGUCAAGCAAGGAGGAUGCCAAAGACAAGAACGUGGGAAAUGGCCAGAACGAGAUGCCAACUGUAUCACGGUUUAUUUCAGAAUUUGAACCCUUGGAGCAUCUUGGUAAGGGGGCCUUUGGUUCUGUUUACAAAGUAAGAGAUAAACAGUUGAAGAAAGAAUAUGCUGUGAAGAUCGGCUGCUAUAAAGAAAAAUCUCUUCGAGAGGUGAGAACAUUAUCAGACCUCUUCCACCGUAACAUUGUUAGAUAUUACACGUUUUGGAUGCAGGAUACUGGAUACGAGUGGGACCUUAGAGACAGUUAUGGCAGUUACGCCUCUUCACACACUGCAGAAAACCCCGAGACAAAGUUCCUCUAUAUUCAGAUGGAGUUAUGUGCCAAAAACACACUGAGAGACUGGAUUGAUGAGAAGAAUAAAGAGAGUGUGCAAGACUCCAAGCGAAGAGAAGAAAGUCUGAGAAUUGCUCAUGAAAUAGUUUGUGGAGUCGAGUAUAUUCACUCCAAGAACCACAUCCACAGAGACCUUAAGCCUGCAAACAUCAUGUUUGGAGUGGAAGGAGAAGUGAAGAUUGGAGACUUUGGUCUGGUCACCAGUGAUGAUGAUGAUGAAGAGAGAACAGUGUGCAAAGGAACUCCAUCUUACAUGGCUCCUGAACAAAGGAGUGAGAGGAAGUACGACAGAAAAGUGGACAUGUUUGCUUUGGGGCUGAUAUUCUUUGAACUCCUUUGGAAACUUUCUACUUACUCUGAAAGAGCAAAGAUUUGGCCUGACGUCAGAAGGCAGAGGUUCCCCGAAGAGUUUUCAUUGACUUUUACUAAAGAGAAGCAAAUUAUUAACUCAUUGCUGUCUGAGAAACCAAAAGACCGACCUGAUGCCAGUGCCGUGAAGGCAGAGCUUGAAGAGUGGACUCGGAUAUUCAACUCACACAAAGCAUCUUGCCAGGAAAAUCAAACUGUCUGAUAGUCACAAGAGAAAGGUUACAAAAGUCACAGGAGCCUUCGCAAAUCUGUCUUGUUGCAUCUGCUUAAUGAAAUGAUUUGAUGUACUGUGUAAUAUUAUGUAACUGUUAACAUGCAAAGUUAAUAUAUGGAAGAUGUCACAUCAUGAAUCCCGGCUAUUUCAGGGAAGUUUGUAUUGGAUUUGGAAAUGAAAUGUGAAAUCAGGAUUUUAAAAUCGAACUAUUCAAAUCAGUUUCCCGGUUUAGGUCGUGACUUUGUAACUGUUGUUAACCUGCUGCUGUCCUGAGGAGGAGGAACUGUGAUGCUACAUGUACUUCUGGUGGAUUCAUGUUGAAUGUCAGAGAUAAAAAAGCACACUCCAUGUGGCUCAAUUUCAGAAACCUUCCUAAAUGUUUUCACUCAUUUUUAACAAUUUUAAUCAUUUUUGUUGCAUUUUUUCUUUUGUUUAUUUUAAUCUGAUUGAUUGCAAUAUCAGUCAGCUACGUGUGACUUGGAACAACAUGAGAAAGGUCAUUAAUACUGUACUAGAGAGGAUGAAAUAAUGAAGGGUGUAUAAGAAACUGAACUGGUAAAUGUCUCUCAUUUAGCUCUGUGACUUUUCUUGCAGAAGCACUUGGUAUAUAAUAAUUACCAAAGAUUUUCAUUUUUGGUAUUUAAAUAAUGAGCAGAGUGGCAGCAAGAAUCAACUCAGUCAUGCAUUUUUGAUAACUGGCAAUGAGUCACGUAACUACGGAGGAAUUUUGAUCCAUUCUUCAUUGCAGUGUUAUUUUAAUUCAGCCACACUGAAGGGUUUUUGACUAUGAACGGCCUGUUUAAGGUUGUACCACAGCAUCUCAGUCUGAUUUAAGUCUGGACUUUGAUUGGACCACUCCAAAACUCACCUUUUGUUAUUUUAUGAGCAUUCAGAGGUGGACUUGCUGGUGUGCUUUGGAUGACUGUCCCAUUGCACAAUCCAGCUUUGAGCUUUGGGGCACGAACUGAUGGCCAGACAUUCUCCUUCAGGAUUGUGAUGGCCAAACCCAUGGUCACACUCGAAAAGUCAGUAACUCUUAUGUAUUUAUUUUUUCAUUUAAAAUAACACACUUUAGUUUGCACUAAGAUUAUUGAUUGGUUUAAAUACCUUGGUUCUAUUUGUAAGCACACACAGUUAGUGUAUUCAUACCAGUCCAUUAUUUUUGUUUUAUUUGUGACUAAUCUGUUUCUUUUACCUGUUUCUUACCUGCCAUCAUUCCUGGGAGUUGCCAGAAAAAAGAUGGUGGCCAGGGUUUAAAGCAGUUAAAUACAAAGAGGGGAUGGUUGGACCGCACCACCACUUCCUGCUGGAGGGGGAAGAAUGUGUAUUUUCUUUCAUUUAAACAAAAUGAAAGUUGUAUUUAACUAAAUAUUUGAGUUUAGGGUUUAGUGGUUUUGAUUUUUCUUCUUUGGUGUUUAGUUUAUUAACAGACUGGACUGUUUUUGUUGUUUUCGAUUGGUUUUUGUUUAGGUACCCCCUGUUGUGUCAUAGUGGUCUGAUCAGCCAUUGUAUAUACCCUUGUGUGUCAUUUCUUGUUUUAUGUCCUUUAUGUUUGUUUGGGCGGUCAUUGAGUUUAAGUUCACAGUUCUUUGCCUGAGUUUAGUUUUGUUUCUUUGACCUCUUUUAUGAGCUCAACAUCUAUUGUUUGUUAAUAUAAUAUUUCUGGUUAAAUAAAUGAAA